Messenger RNA from Haliotis rubra (blacklip abalone), 5405 nucleotides. RefSeq names its product SCO-spondin-like. The transcript is spliced from 24 exons. Bases 107 to 4852 code for a protein of 1581 amino acids. Gene Ontology annotation, cellular component: extracellular region. The record is from RefSeq and is a predicted model, not a curated record. Gene Ontology annotation, molecular function: chitin binding. Lineage: Eukaryota; Metazoa; Mollusca; Gastropoda; Lepetellida; Haliotidae.
GCCGUGUAUAUAAGUCUUCGCGACAGCAGGGGAUCCCAUCUGCCUUAAUUAUUCGGGGAAGCAAGCACAGGGGGAGGAACAACAAUUGAAACAAGAAACAAACAAAAUGAGGCUGCUUUUGUUGUCGGUGUUGAUGUUGAACAUAUGUGGAGCUGUCGCAGAUGAUGACGAGGGAUUUUCGAUGUGGGGUUCGCCAUUGUCACAGAAAGGUGGAGGCGACAGCGGAGAGGUGGCGGGCGGGUUCGGUUACCAAGGGAACAUGUACUACGGCACUGGUCAAACCGGCCAAUCAGGAAACUACCAGGGUUACCCUGUCAAUUACGGAAACCCGCUUAUUCAAGGUUACCCUGCUAACUAUGGGAACGUAGGUAACCAAGGUUACCCCAUGUACCCCGGGUCAUCAGGAGGGCGGUCAAGCCAGGAGAUGGGCGGGGUACAGGGUAACUGGUACCCGGGCGUGCACCCCACCAACACUUUCGUCUCGGGUGGCGUGUCCCCCAACUUGUACCAGUACACGAAUCAGAGGACUGGCAGCUUCAUGUCCGGCGGAGACAGCUCCGUGGAGCAGCCAGCUGUCGUCUACCCGCUACCCACCCGGUCUUCUAGCGAGGAACACCAUGUAUCGCCGGUCGGUGACUACUAUGACUAUAGUGACGAACAUGUGCCCUCUACUGCAUCUACUGGUGGAGACUCGUAUGACAGCGGGGAAAACGUCCACUCGACUGCAACAACAGGAAGUGAUUCUGACGACAGCGAGGAACAAGUGCCUGUUUCUGUAACAACAGGGGGAGACUCCGGCGAUAGCGGGGAACAUGUACCUUCACCAACAAUCGGAGUAAUGGGAGGCGACUCUGGAGACAGUGGAGAAAAUCAAGUCCGAGUUAUCUACCCUGGGGAGACAGUUGUCGUUGGUGACGGUGAUAACUCUGCCGAGACUGUCCUCGGCGGCGGAAUCAAUCUGACCCCAUCAGACUGCCAGGAACUCCUGGAGAUUGUAGCCGUUGUCGACGGCUCGGACAGCAUCUCCACCAUCGACUUCCAGACUCUGAAGCAUACUCUCCUUUCAAUGGUCGACCAGCUGAACAUCAACGACAACAAUCAACGUUUCGGUGUCGUCCUCUACAGCACUAACAUCUCCGCCGUCAUUAACCUCAGCGGGGACAGGGCCUAUCUGAGACGUCAGAUUAGUCAGUUAGACCAUCCCCGUGACGGCACAAACACCGCUGACGGCAUCAGCGCCAUGAACAUCAUGUUACAGCGGUAUGCGCGCCCUGGCGUCCCCAAGGUGGCAGUAGUCAUCACCGACGGGAUGUCGAAGAACCCUGGCGCCACCGCCCAGGCAGCCAGAGUGUCCAAGCUGCUUGGAGUCAACAUGUUUGCUGUGGGGGUAGGAUUGAGCACAGAUAUCAUGGAACUUCAGUCCAUCGCUUCCGGUUCAGAUCACGUGCUGACGGUAGCUCAGUUCCAGCAACUGGACGGGCUAAUGAGCCAGUUGUUCAAGCGAGUGUGUCCAGUUCAAGGAGGGUGGACCCACUGGGCCGAUUCGUACGGCGCAUGCUCAGUGUUUUGUGGGGGUGGGUUACAGGUCAUCACGCGCACCAGAACGUGCACCAACCCUUCCCCUGCAAAUGGCGGCUUGUACUGCGUCGGUGACGCCUUGGUGACCCUGACAGUCGAAUGCAACACGCACGGGUGUCCAGUUGACGGAGGCUGGAGUCUGUGGACGGACACUGUAGCUCAGUGUUCUGUGACCUGUGGUGGAGGAUCUCAACUUGUGACUAGAACCAGAACCUGUACAAACCCCGCCCCUGCCUAUAACGGCCAGUACUGUGUUGGAGAUGACAGAACUACAUUCACACAAGCGUGUAACACCCAGGGAUGCCCAGUUGACGGAGGUUGGAGUCUGUGGACGGACACUGUAGCUCUGUGUUCUGUGUCCUGUGGUGGAGGAUCUCAACUUGUGACUAGAACCAGAACCUGUACAAACCCCGCCCCUGCCUAUAACGGCCAGUACUGUGUUGGAGAUGACAGAACUACAUUCACACAAGCGUGUAACACCCAGGGGUGCCCAGUUGACGGAGGUUGGAGUCUGUGGACGGACACUGUAGCUCUGUGUUCUGUGUCCUGUGGUGGAGGAUCUCAACUUGUGACUAGAACCAGAACCUGCACAAACCCCGCCCCUGCCUAUAACGGCCAGUACUGUGUUGGAGAUGACAGAGCUACAUUCACACAAGCGUGUAACACCCAGGGAUGCCCAGUUGACGGAGGCUGGAGUCUGUGGACGGACACUGUAGCUCAGUGUUCUGUGUCCUGUGGUGGAGGAUCUCAACUUGUGACUAGAACCAGAACCUGCACAAACCCCGCCCCUGCCUAUUACGGCCAGUACUGUGUUGGAGAUGACAGAACUACAUUCACACAAGCGUGUAACACCCAGGGAUGCCCAGUUGACGGAGGUUGGAGUAUGUGGACGGACACUGUAGCUCAGUGUUCUGUGUCCUGUGGUGGAGGAACUCAAAUUGUAACUAGAUCCAGAACCUGCACAAACCCCGCCCCUGCCUAUAACGGCCAGUACUGUGUUGGAGAUGACAGAACUACAUUCACACAAGCAUGUAACACCCAGGGUUGCCCAGUUGACGGAGGUUGGAGCCUGUGGACGGACACUGAAUCUGAGUGUUCUGUGUCCUGUGGUGGAGGAACUCUAGUUGUCACCAGCACCAGAACCUGCACAAACCCCGCUCCUGCCUUUAAUGGACAAUACUGUGUUGGGGAUGACAGAACUACAUCCACUAAGGCGUGCAACACACAUGGAUGCCCAGUUGACGGAGGAUGGAGUCUGUGGACGGACACUGUAGCUCAGUGUUCUGUGACCUGUGGUGGAGGAUCUCAACUUGUGACUAGAACCAGAACCUGCACAAACCCCGCCCCUGCCUAUAACGGCCAGUACUGUGUUGGAGAUGACAGAACUACAUUCACACAAGCGUGUAACACCCAGGGAUGCCCAGUUGACGGAGGUUGGAGUCUGUGGACGGAUACUGAAUCUGAAUGUUCUGUGUCCUGUGGUGGAGGAACUCUAGUUGUCACCAGCACCAGAACCUGCACAAACCCCGCUCCUGCCUUUAACGGACAAUACUGUGUUGGAGAUGACAGAACUACAUCCACUAAGGCAUGCAACACACAUGGAUGCCCAGUUGACGGAGGUUGGAGUCUGUGGACGGACACUGUAGCUCAGUGUUCUGUGUCCUGUGGUGGAGGAACUCAACUUGUGACUAGAACCAGAACCUGCACAAACCCCGCCCCUGCCUAUAACGGCCAGUACUGUGUUGGAGAUGACAGAACUACAUUCACACAAGCGUGUAACACCCAGGGAUGCCCAGUUGACGGAGGUUGGAGCGAGUGGACGGACGAUGUAGCUCAGUGUUCUGUGUCCUGUGGUGGAGGAUCUCAACUUGUGACCAGAACCAGAACCUGCACAAACCCCGCCCCUGCCUAUAACGGACAAUACUGUGUUGGAGAUGCCAGAACUACAUUCACACAAUCAUGUAACACCCAGGGAUGCCCAGUGGACGGUGCCUGGACGGAGUGGACGGAAGCAGCAGGUGCUUGUUCGCUGACCUGUGGCGGUGGAAGUCAGACAGUCGUGAGGAUGAGAAGCUGCACCAACCCCGCCCCUAGCUCCGGGGGCAGCGACUGUGUGGGAGAACCCAGGGAGAUCGUCACUCGUGCGUGCAACACACAGCAAUGCCCAGUGACGACUACAGAGAAGCCAGAUCUGGGCCUUUGCAACGACUGCAAGAUGGACAACGGCAUCGGCUACAACCCCCACCCCAGCGACUGCAACAAGUACAUUCAGUGCAUGUUCGACAACAACCAACUGAUCAAGGUGGAGGAGAUGGAAUGUCCUCAUGGCUUGUACUGGGACCAGGACAAGCUGACCUGCAACAGGCCCGAGGAGGUCAACUGUCCAGCUGAGCGGUGCAACGACCCCAUGACGACGACCUACCCCAGCGCCACGACCUGCAGCGGAUACUGGCAGUGUGUUGGGGGCGUGUCCAAAGGCAGGUGUUGCCCUGCGGGUCAGGCCUACAGCAUCGCCGGCUACUGCGUCCCAAGCACCACGUGCACUACUCCUUGCAAGGGGGAUGGUGGUCAGGGUGCCUGCGACAAGCGACCGAUAUCAGGGGACAGAACUCGAUUCCAACAGUUCGUUAAAGGUCACGGAUGGAUCACCAUGACCUGUGCUCCCGGAAGUAGUUAUAACUCUACUGAAUGCAGGUGCUCUAUACAGGGCGGGGUCGUUGCUCCUGACACUUGCAAACCGGACGUGUACCUAUCAUUCAUCGACGACGUUGGCGACAAGUCCGACAGCGGCGUCUACAUUCAGAACGACGGCGUGAAGGUGAAGAACGGCGUGGGGUACUUUGACGGAAAGAGUGGCCUACGGAUCCCCAGGUUCGCCAAUGCGGAGCUAGGCAGCACUGUGUACAUCAGAAUCAGAUACCGAGGUGAAGGUUCCGCCACCAGGAAACAGGCGCUGCUGUCUAAUGGCGACUGCGGCAAGGACGCCUCCAUCUCCGUUGCCAGGGGACCGGCAUCAACGUAUUUCGGUGUCCGCUCUGGGGCUGGCAAGUCUGCCAGCGUGUCCGUGAGCAGCUCGACCAAUGGUUGGAACGAGGCUUUCUUUAAGCUGGACGCUGGGAUGCUGAGCGGCAGCGUGGGUUCUUCGGCCAAACAAACAGCCUUCCUGGGCAAUAUCCAGAGAGCCAACUGCGCCUUGCAGAUCGGAAGAGGAACAAAUUUUGCCAAUUUCCGUGGAUACAUAGACAAUGUGACCAUCUACCUGUGUCGGCCCUGACCGCCUGAAGACGUACACUCCACUCUGAUCACAUCUUUGAAUUCCAUUCUCCCGUUUCUAGUCAAUGUAGGAUAGUUCUAGUUGGAACGUUAGGUGUACAUAGGGAUGCUGUACUACAUACUGUUUUAUAUAAAUAUCUGUCUCUUAUUUAUUUCAAGACGCUAAUAUUUAUUGUGCAGUGAAGAGUAGUAAAUUACUGUGAAGACAAACUACCGAUGUGGUCUACCUGUAGAGGCCUGUCUCCCCACCGUCUUCUCGAGACACUCCACCUGUCCAGUGUAUGUAUAUGUUCCUGUAUAUAGGUUGGCUUUAGAACACACAGCCAUAUUUUUUAAGAAUGAAUUGUCUUUAUCUCCGGUCAUGCAUAUUUCGUAUAUUUUCGUCUUGUUUGGUUUAGUGAGAACCUGACAGGGAAGAGAUCGUGUGUUGCUAUAGCAACCACUGCGUGCAGGUUCACCGUUGUGUGUACAGUUUCUUACUUUUUAUAUCCUGCUGUCGGCACAAAAACAGUUUUGUUUUUGGAAUCAGAUACUAUAAAGUCAUGUUGCAAAUA